UCAAUUGCUAUAAUUUGCCGUCAGUGGUUCAACAACUCAUCAUAAAAGUUCCAAACCGCGAUCACAAAUAAACAAUUGCAUUGUAUGCAAAUAAGUCAACCGUUUCACACUAGGCAGGGUGCAAACUAACGUCCUUUGAUGCUGACACAUAACCCCACACACGGGCUAGAAAGAUGUCAUAACUUCAUCCUUCCAUUUCACUACUACCAAGGAAGAGAUGAUUGCUUCAUAUUAAAAGAGUGGACCAACCAUGUACGCUAUCCAAAGACCAGGUAUGUUCUAUUGUCUGAUGGAGUCCAUCUUACCAGCCCUCUCUUCCAAUACACAACAAUAAUCUACUGCAUUGCCAAGCAUAAAAAUAGCCAAUUUGGCUGUUUGGGGGAUAACGCUAUGACGAUGAGCAAGAAUUAAAAACCACUAGCCACCACUUGACAUUUUAGUUAGCGAAAAAACACAUCGGAGGCCCCCUACACUUAGAAUUUCUGCAUCAAAUAUCACUUGCAAGACCUGAGAGCUCCUCAAAAAAUUUAUGACCCCAAA
Molecule: messenger RNA, 540 nt
Organism: Rubroshorea leprosula
Lineage: Eukaryota; Viridiplantae; Streptophyta; Magnoliopsida; Malvales; Dipterocarpaceae
Source: the annotation of a GenBank genome assembly